Messenger RNA from Diospyros lotus (date-plum), 2953 nucleotides. RefSeq lists its product as uncharacterized. NCBI's taxonomy places the organism in Eukaryota, Viridiplantae, Streptophyta, Magnoliopsida, Ericales, Ebenaceae. The transcript has 18 exons. The record is from RefSeq and is a predicted model, not a curated record. The coding region runs from base 702 to 2417 and encodes 571 amino acids.
CCUAAAGUUGCUGAAGGGGGAGAGCGACGAGCAACGCCUUGCUGGCCUCCUCCUCGUUACGAAAUUCUGCAGCAGGGACGACCACGCUUCCAUCCGCAGGGUCUACGAUGCCCUGGGCAUUCGAUUCAUAGAUCGUCUCUUGAGAACCGUUCAGGUCUCAAGAGAAGGAGAAAUCCUAUUUGCUUCAAGAAAUGAAUGUCUGAGAGAGAGCACAAUGCUGAACAAGUUGAAAGAAGAUAUAUUUUGCCCUAGUGCAGGGCUCAAUGAUGCUGACCCCAACAGAACUGCUUGACUUGAAAAAAAAGGAAAGUAAAUUUAAAAAUCUCUAGAAAAAUAUGUGUUCCUACCAUAGCACUCAAUGAAACAAUAAAAUACAGAGUAUAUGAGUCGAUACAACUAAUUUUUGACAAAAAAGGAACAUACUAUGCAAUAAUUUAGAUAAAAUGUUUGCAUACUGUUAAUGACCCUAAUACAAUUAAUAUAAUUUUCUGAGACGAAUUUGCAUAUAAAUUUAUAUACAUUUAUAUUUGUGUGAGUUUUAUUUAUUUAGUUGUCGUCAAGAUUAGAUGGAUUGUGUGCUUCAGCUUUAUAUGAUAUUCUUUUUUUUCAGAAGCUGUAUUGGCAGCCAUGUUUAGUUAUUGGGAGCGUUCAACUUUUAAAUCGGUUCUAAUCACGUGCUGGAUGUUUUUUUUUUGGUAGGUAUGGGAAAAGGAAGCGUGGGUAUGAGUGGAGGUGACAAUUGUGAUGCCUAUCGACAGUUAUCGGUUACAGUUGUUGCUGCAUUUUGUCGAGUUCCCGAGAUAGCUUCAUCUGAAGAUAUGGUAUCAAAGAUUCCUCUCAUCGUGGAGAUUAUGUCGAAGGAGUUGUGCUCCCCUGUUACUGAACAAUGCUUUGAAUUCUUAUUUUUGGUAUCCAAUGCUCAUAAUGAUGGAAUUUCAAGAUUGUAUGAAUCUGGAGGCAUUCCUGUUAUAGCUUCUCAGAUGUCUACUCUACCUGAUGGUUCUACAUCUGUAGAGUUUGCCAUGAGACUUGUUCAGUUGAUGAUAAGUAAGCUGUCUCUGGACACCAUCAAUAGUGAAUAUUCAUCAGAACUGGCAUUGAUGGUGACAUCAAUAGCCAAACAAUUUGCUGUGUUGCACAAUGCUUUGAAAUUUGAAGCUCUCCAUCUACUAGCUGCCAUCCUUUCCUCACAGUACUCUGGACCUUUGCUUGAUGUUCUCCGUUCAAUGCAGGAUAAUAUGUGGUCAACUUUUGUACGUGUUGGUGUUGUGGCAAUAUUGCAGAAUCGUGUUGCACCUGCUGAAAAGCUACAGGCUCUUGUCUUGGCAGAGUUUGCUAUAUCCAUUGUUGGUGAGGGAUGGCUCAUUGGUCAGAUGACCUUGUCUGAUACAGAAAAUCCUAUUCCAGAAGACAGGUGUAUAUUGCUUGUGUUGGAGACAUCAAGAGUUGAAGUUGCAGUCCUUCUGAAUGAUCUUGCCUACUUGAAAUAUGAAGCUCCUUCAAGUUCUUCAAAUUCUGAAUCAAUCCUUUUAAAACAACGAGACAUAGCUGUUGCUUUCUCUUUGGUUGAGAGGAUAAUUAAAUUGAUCUCAAACAUUGAAGGAGACGAAGGAACUGUUAUAAGUGAAAGCACUUUCACCAAGGUGAUCUCUGGGCUCAAUGAGACAAUUGGUGUGGUCCUAGAGUAUUUACAAGAUGCGAAGGACCAUGGACAAACAAGAGGAGAUGAUCUUCUCGCAUCAGUGCGUGUUGUUGGAAGCUAUCUUGCAGAAACACCUCUUGCUUGCAGGGAGAAGGUUGGGGAACUUUUAGGGUAUAUGCUCUCCAUCACAGGGAAAGAUGAGCCAAGCCCCUUCUACUCUGUAUGCUUUUUGCUUCCGAUGCUUUGCCAGACAACAAUGGAAGUUUCUGGCUGUAAGGUUUUAGUGUCUUCAGGAGCUUACAAAGCUGUUGUAGACUGCUUGAUUAAAUUGAUAGGUCCCAAUGGUGGUGAAUUUUGUGAUAAUGCCUCUAUAUUUUUGGCUUGUGAUACAGUCAUGAAUUUUCUUUUGAAGAGUGAAGAAAUCAAUGUUCCAUUAGAUGGUGAUUAUUUUGUUCAUCUGUUGGGAGCAUUGUCAUAUUGGGCAGCAUGCUUUUCAGGGGAUGCCGAUGACUUGUCAGUUGUAAUGAUGGCUGCAAGCAUUUGUGCGCUGAUUUUUGACUCAUAUUCUGAGGAGACACUUCUACAACAUCCGAGCUUUAACCAGAGUAAACUAAUUAGUCUGUCACGACUCAUAGUGAGAAGUUUGGUUUUUUGUGGGCAGGACAUGAUGUCUGAUGAUGCUAAAGCAGAAGCAGAUCUUCAUCAGAUUAUUACCUCAGGAUAUACUCGUUGGGCUGAUCGAUUUCCCAGUAUUAGAGAGGCUGUGGAGAGAUGAGGAUUGAUCCAUGACAUUAUGCAUUCACCUUGGCAUGAUGAGCCCGUCUUUGAGGAAGAGGCCAUAGCAUCUUGCGCAAUGCAAAUCUUUUUCUGUAAGAUGUGUGCACAUGGCCUUCACAAACUAUUUAUUUAGCAAAAGCAUUCUCGGCUGUACAGUUUUGAUAGAUUAUUGUUCCUAUGAUGUUUCAAUGUGUGAAGCUAAGAUCUAGAUUGUUGCAAGUAUCUUGUAAAUUACAGGACGAAAUGUCAACUAAAUGUGAUAAAAAUUUCAUGUUUGUGCUAACAACAACAGAUCUGGUGGCAAAGCUCCGAUUGGUUUUGGACUUUUGGUUAUGGGCUUCCAUAGCUUUGCCUUUCCGAUUGGUGAAUCUUGUGGAAAAGAGAGCACAAAGGUUGAUUAAUUGUGAAAAAUUGCUGGAUUUUGUUGCCAAGGCAGCACAAACUUUUUGUGGAUGUUCCUCCUAAGAGAGAAUGGACAUCUAAUUUUGUUAGUUUCUCCAAUCAAUUAAAGAUUAUGUGGAUGGGAAACUUGUG